This is a messenger RNA of Babjeviella inositovora NRRL Y-12698, 2030 nucleotides long. RefSeq lists its product as uncharacterized. Gene Ontology annotation, biological process: ribosomal large subunit biogenesis; protein import into nucleus. The coding region runs from base 13 to 1926 and encodes 637 amino acids. The transcript has a single exon. NCBI's taxonomy places the organism in Eukaryota, Fungi, Ascomycota, Pichiomycetes, Serinales. The record is from RefSeq and is a predicted model, not a curated record.
CAGCAACACACAAUGGCCAAGCUCAAGAAGGGUAAGAGAAAUAACAAGGCGCGGACAAACCCGAUCGCCAAGACCACCUCCGUGAAGGAGCAGCAGAAGGACGAGCAGACGCGCCAGUCGAAGGUGCUUCCGUUGAUCCAGAAACUUUCUUCCACUUCUCCCAACGAGCGUGCGAUGGCGAUCCAGGCCAUUUCCGUGUUGUGUGAGGACGAGCGCUUGCGCACGCUUUUCUUGAAGGAGCGCCUUAUCAACAUCAUUUUGGAACAGUGUCUCUCAGACAACAACGACGAGAUCAUCGUGGAAAGCUUGGGGUUGUUGCGCAACUUGACCCUUGAGCAGGGCCACGAGGUAGCAAUGCACUUGUGGCGCUCAAACAUCUGGGUGACGCUUGCGAACGGGUUUGAGAAGGCGCAAAAGUCGUUUGAGGCGAUCCAUGCAGACCCAGCUGCGGUCGACAAGUCGAAGAAGGCGUUGCUUUUUGACUUUGCAGACAACCUUUUGGCGUUGACGACGGAGUUGGCCAACACAAACGAGGAGCUCUUUGACCAGAUCUUUGGGCGGAUCGAUGGCGUGUUGGCGUUCGCGGUUGGCGUGUUGAACUGGAACAUCGCGAAGCAGGAGGUGGUCAUCAGCGUGAAGUUGUUCACGACGGUGUUGGACUUUUUGUACAACUUUAGCAACCAGUCGGGCGCGUUCAUCGAGAAGUUGAUAGCCAGCUUUGACUUCCAGAAGUUGAUGGAGUUUGACCAGACUUUAAACUUGAACAAGUUAUCCAAGACCUACAUCCAGUGCAUCAAGUUCCACGUCUUUGAGUCAAAGUUUGAGGUCACCAGCGAGGAGGCUCAGCAGACAAAGCAGCGCACCACCGCCGAGAUUUUAGACACGGUCUCCGGUAUUGUCACCACCGUAGAUAUCAAGGAGUGCCAGGCCAAGAUCACCAAGCUCAACAGCAAGACCAUCGAAGACAAGAACAGCAAGGUGUCGGAGCAGGACUCACGCGAGUUGAACCAGGCCAGAACCGACAUCGAGUCCAUUGGGAUCGCUCUCGAACUCGUCACUGCCUUGUUAGAAUACGCCUCAUUGAACGAGUUAGAUGUCCAAGAGUCGGUCACCCUUUCCCCGGAAAUGACGACCGUGGCCUUUGAAAAGUUGCCGCUAUUGCUUAUCGAGCUUUUGGUCAACUUCCCGGAGUUCCACAACCGCUCCUUGAUGGCUCUCAAUAACUUGUGCUGGUUUGGGCUCUCUGUCAGCAACGACAUUCCCAUCUCCUGGGUGGGGCAGACGUUGCAGAUCUGGGAGUUUAUCGCCCAGAACAUUUUGAACUUUGCUGCUCCACAGGAGGGCGAAAGCAAGUUGUUGGCCACCAAGCUCGAUGCCACAAACGUUUUGUGGGCCAUUUCCAAAACCUUGCCGAUGGAAAUCCUUGCCACCCACAUUUCCUUGGACACCGUCAACUUGUUGAUUCAACAGUCGCAGUCAAUCUUGAAUCCAGUCGGUCCAGAGCCCCUUGCUGGCGGCCAGGGCCAGACAAUCAACUUGGACUUGGACACGAUUCAGUUGAACAACGACUUGACCGCGCGCAUUGUUGGUUUGCUCGCAUCGGUAGCCUCUUCUAUCGCUGCCGGAGACAUGGCCAUCACCGCUACCGUCAUGGACUACCUCGUGAACCUCCCAGCGUUGUUGCCGGUUGUUGAGGCGCCGAUUGUAGUGGAGGCGUUGAACGGUGUGUAUGACGUCUUCGGCCAGGACCUGGACGAGUUGGAUCGGUUAUUUGUGGAGAGAGGGUACUUGGCGGUGUUGGCGGGAUACCAGACCAAAGUUAGGGACAUGUACAAGCAGUUGGACAAGAGAAGAGUAGGUGAGUUGAAGGUGAAGGCCGAGGAAGCGUAUUUGAACUUGGGGCGUUUCAUCGACUACAAAAACUGAUGGGACAAAGCUCUAUCAGUUUCUUGGAAGAGGUUAGUGGUCUGUAGGAACGAGUUCCAGACAAGGUCCUGUGUAAUGUAAUUAUAAUGAAAAUGACUUUUGUA